AUGAAGUGCCACCUCAUACCAUCUGAAAUUGUUACAACUGCAACUUACCCAAAUCCUCCUGGGAAUAUUGACAUCCAGAAGCAGACAACCAGUUCUAUUGAACUGCAAUGGGGAAAAGCACCUGAUAUGGAAUAUGCAUUCAACUACAGCUACAAGCUGACCUUCAAUCGUUCUCUGGACGAUAUAAAAAUCCCUUCUGACAAGACAAAUUACAGUUUGUCCCAACUUCCUUCUGGGACCUCCUACAACAUUUCUGUGACAACUGUGGGACCAAUGUAUUUUGAGAGUAAAUCUGUUUACAUAUACGUGACCACAAGACCUCACAAUGUGAAGUCUGUCACACUUGAUCCUGGCGAGGAACAUAUCAAUUUAAAUUGGACCCAACCUGAUGAGUAUAAGGAAACCUAUCGUUUUUUUGUCGCCUGGCAAAGCCGUGAUUGGGCUUAUCCUACGAACACCACAAGUAAUAAAACUUCAUAUAACAUCACUGGACUGACGCCUGGUACUAACUACAACAUCUUCAUCAUCACCAAGACCUCUGAUGGAACAGAAUCUGCCACAGAGAAGAUGUCCGGCUGCACAAAUGCAAGUCCUGUGAAUAACUUAAGAUGUGAUGGACCAAACUCUGGAGAUGCAAAAAUUAUUCUGAAUUGGAACGAGCCCAAAGGAAAAUACUAUAAUUUCAAGUUUACUGUAACCAACACUUCCACCCUUUCUUAUACGAAUAGUUUUGAACACAUUAUUUCUAAUCUUACUUACCAUUCUACUUAUAGUAUUACAGUAGAGACUCAAAGUUGUGGAAAUUCUAGCCCUCCUCAGUGGAUAACAUGUCAGACAGGUGUCACAAAGCCCCCCAUUCCAUCAGACUUUGCGAAGCAGGUGUCUAAAACUCACACUACAUUCACCCUUCAAGUUAAAACUAACCUGAUAAACAACUCUAAAGGACCAGUGACUCAUGUUGGGAUUCUGGUAACAAGCGAUGACAGUGCCAAAAUUCCUGAUAUUGAAAAUUUCCUGGCGAAAACAUACAGUGAAUGGAAAUCAAAGUCUGCAAUAGCAUAUCUUGCAACAGUAAUGAACUAUACCCAAACGUUCCUUAGAAGUUCUACUCCCUUAGACUUUGAGAUAGGAAAAGGAUCAACGUGGGAAGGCUAUGCUAAUGAUCCUCUGGAUCCAUCUGGAAGUUAUAGAUAUGCUGUUGUGGUUUGUACCUAUUUGGUUGUGGAUUCAAGAAGAAUUGACACCAGCAAAUCAGUUUGUUCUAUAUCAGAUUUGUCUACUGUGAUUAUUCUCGACAAAGAUCCAGCUAUCACCUAUAUUGCUGUUGGAGUAACGUUGGGAAUUUUUGGAUUUCUCUUUGUCAUCCUUAUUGGUUUCAUCAUCUAUUGGAGAAGGUUAUCCCGUAAGGAGUCUCCUGACAUCCAGAUUCAGUCGAUGGGGGGGAAAGUAAGUGUGGCUGUGAGAGUGGAGGACUUUGAAGCUUACUACAGGAAGCAGAAAGCUGACUCCAGCUGUGGCUUUGCUGAAGAAUUUGAGGACCUGAAGCCUGUUGGUACAGCUCAGGCAAAACUGCAUGCACUGGCUCUUGAAAACAAGCCUAAAAAUCGCUACAACAACGUGCUUCCUUAUGACUCCUCGAGAGUGAAACUCUCUGUUGUCCAUGGAAGUCCAAACGAAGAUUACAUCAAUGCUAACUACAUGCCGGGUUACCUUUCCAGGAAGGAGUACAUCGCAGCUCAGGGACCUUUGCCUGCAACAGUCAACGAGUUCUGGAGGAUGGUCUGGGAGAAGAACGUCCAAACUCUGGUCAUGCUAACACGCUGUAAUGAACAAGGAAGGGUUAAAUGUGAGCAGUACUGGAGUUCUGGCACCAAACACUGUGAAGACAUCAUUGUGACAACAACCUCUGAAAUCCAACUUGAAGACUGGACCAUCAGGGAUUUUGACAUAAAAAAUGUGAAAACAACAGAGGUCCGCUCAGUCCGCCACUUCCAUUUCACAGCCUGGCCUGAUCACGGCGUUCCAGAAACCACAGAGCUUCUGAUCAGCUUCAGACAUCUGGUCAGAGAGCACAUGAACCAGUAUUCCAGAAACUCCCCCACAGUGGUUCACUGCAGUGCUGGAGUCGGGCGCACAGGCACCUUCAUAGCCAUCGACCGCUUGAUCUUCCAGAUCGAGAGGGAAAACACUGUAGAUGUGUACGGCAUUGUACAUGAUCUGCGAAUGCACCGGCCCCUUAUGGUGCAGACUGAAGACCAGUAUGUCUUCCUAAACCAGUGUGCCUUGGACCUAAUCCGGGCGAGAACUGGGAACAAUGUGGAUCUAAUCUACCAGAACACAGCUGCCAUCUCAAUUUAUGAAAACGUAGAACCCAAAAGGGGAUAUUAGUCUGCUUUUUCAUUUCUUUACGGCUCUCCCUCUCUUUUUGGGUGAGAAAUAACUGAGCAAACAAGUUUAAAGGGAAUAUGUUUGUAAGAAACAUCAACCAUUAAGGGUUUAAUCCUCUUUUUUAUAUUUAUUUGUUAAAAAAUAGAGGAAACAGCAGUUUUUUAUGCUCCUGCCUUCAAUUUUCAUACAUGCAUAUUGUUGCACUGCACAAUUAUUAUAAAAUUGCUUUCUACUGUAAAUGACUCAGAUUUUAUUUUGCUCAGGUAGUUUUAUUGUAUACUGUGUUGGUAUUUUUAAAUCAACUUUUAAAUUUUAACUGCACAAUACAAAGGCUGGUGGUAUGUGCCUUAAAAAGAGCAUUCAUGCGUUUGCACCAGUAGAGGGCACACUUGUUUUAUUUGUUCUAGUUAUUAAACAGGGAUAAUGUGAUAUUUUAAAGGAACUUUAAGUUAUUCUCUCCUUGCCUGACUAACUGAAAGCCAAUAUGAACUGUGCAAUGUGAUUUUAUGAAGGAGUUUAUUUGUUUUGGUCUCUUUUUGUAUUUAUAUGCACUGCAAUGUGACGAAUGCACUCGAUGCUUUUAUUCAUUUGUCCCACCCUGUCCACUUUAAACAUUAAAGGUGUUUCUUUUCAAAUAGUUUAUAUUACAUUCUGGCCAGUGGUUCUUGAAAUGAAAUAUCUAUCUUAUUUCUCAUUUCAUCUCAGGAACUUCUUUCAUGAAGAGCAUGUUACUGGCUGUAUUUGUAUUAAAAUAUAUAUAAUGCACCAGUUUGUAUUAUUAAUUAAGACAUUAGUUCAAUUGUCUUUUUUUUGCUCUUUCCUAUGCUGCACAUGCUUUAGAAAAACAUGUUAUUUCAUUUCCUGUGACAUCUCUUAUCCAGCUAUGGUCACUUCCUCUGUAUAAAAAGUCACUGGAGAAGCAUAUUUUUGUCAAUCUUCCAAACAGCAGGAUUUUCCAUUAGCUUGGUACAUUUCUUUUUUUAUAUAUAGUUUGAUUUAAAGCACUUAUGUUUUAAUGAGAAAUAGGAACAUGAAAUAGUAAAUUUUUUAGGAUGUUUUAAAAUGCUUUAUGAGAUGCUUGCUGGUUCAAUGCAACUAUGUAAAAUGAGCUGAAGAUGUGUACUUCUUAAAUAUGUCAAAUUAAAUGGGAUUAAAGAUGUUGCAACAUUGUGGCAACAAUCUACUCUUUAUUAAAAGCUAUUUGCUUCAAUGCCAAUAAAGCUAAACUGU
Messenger RNA from Gambusia affinis (western mosquitofish), 3618 nucleotides. RefSeq names its product receptor-type tyrosine-protein phosphatase eta-like. Gene Ontology annotation, molecular function: cadherin binding; protein tyrosine phosphatase activity. The coding region runs from base 1 to 2388 and encodes 795 amino acids. The transcript has 19 exons. The record is from RefSeq and is a predicted model, not a curated record. NCBI's taxonomy places the organism in Eukaryota, Metazoa, Chordata, Actinopteri, Cyprinodontiformes, Poeciliidae. Gene Ontology annotation, biological process: angiogenesis; protein dephosphorylation.